Molecule: messenger RNA, 1290 nt
Organism: Blepharisma stoltei
Lineage: Eukaryota; Ciliophora; Heterotrichea; Heterotrichida; Blepharismidae
Source: the annotation of a GenBank genome assembly
AUGGAAUCCAGGCCACAAGCAGGAGGCCAUGAAGGCAUUUUAAUCUUCAGACGAGAUAAGCUGUUAAAGCGAGCUCUUUCCAGCGAGCUUAAUUUCUAUAGAACAUUGUUUAAUCCAAAUAAUCAAAAUCCAAUCUUGCAUGAAUUUCGAAAAUUAGUUCCCAAGUUUUAUGGAUCCCAGUCGAUUGAUGGGAAUAAUUACGUUGUUUUGGAAAAUCUGUUAUGAGGAUACGAUAAUCCUUCAAUAAUGGAUUGCAAAAUUGGCAAAGUUACAUGGACUAGAGAUCAUUCACCACCUAGAUGUGUAACUCAGCAAUUAAGAGCAUCAAAAACAACGACUUCAAGCUUAGGGUUUAGAAUAACAGGGCUUUUAAUUAAGGACAGAGAAGGGCGUGUAACUGAAUCGAUCAGGAAAAAAAAAGUUUUUGAUAUCACGCCAGACAAUAUUUUGGAUUACUUCUCGAAGCUGGUGAUAAGGGAUGGAGUUUUCCAAGAAGCAGUUGUAGAUCUUAGAUUAACUUAAAUUAUCAUAGAGCAGCUCACUUUUCUAUUUCGCUCCAUAUUCUUGUUUGACUGUCUAAAUGGCCUAAAAGCAUCUGUUGCUCCUUCCAGACGAGGAAUUGGGAGGUAAAGACUCUGGGCUACUGUACGCCAACUGAGCUGCCUGCUCCGAAAAUUCGAAAUGUAAAUUUCCUGGUCAUAUUAUUGACAAAGAUGAAAUUCGUAGCCUAGGGCACAACUCCAGGGAUGCGUGGGAAAAUUACUAGUUGGCCAAGCGAAAACCUUCUGGUUUUCUGGACUAUCUCUUUCCAAAUUCCAAGUUCCAUCUCCCUUGGGGUAAAAUCUGCCCUGGAUACGAGCCGUAUCAGCCAUCCCAAUACUGCGCUCCACCAGACCAAGUAUACCCCCCGGUCUGAAUAAGGUUGUAGAUCAAUUUAUUAUGGAAACGCAAGAGAUUCUGGCGUGAUUUAGGAAGCAAACGGUGAACACCUAUUUCACAUGCUCUGUAUUAUAUGUGAAUGGAUUUAACAAAGCUCAAACGAAGUUUAUUGACUUUUCUUAUGUUUAUCCGUCAGAGGGAACAAGAGAUAACAGUAAGCGAUAUUUAUGAUACUCGAUUUUAAUAAUUGUAGAAAAUAUAAGGGAUAGUUUAUUUAUUUUAUAGAAUUUGCAAUUUUUAAGGAUUAGAAUGGCUAAAAAUUCAAUGCAGAAUUGUAUAGACAUGAUUGAAGGAUUAGAAAGUCUAAUCAGCACGUGGGAAAAGCUGAAAUUGAAGCAUGCAACACCAUAA